Messenger RNA from Nanorana parkeri, 1629 nucleotides. It is a transcript of the gene DRC3, whose product is annotated as dynein regulatory complex subunit 3. Bases 26 to 1597 code for a protein of 523 amino acids. Gene Ontology annotation, molecular function: protein binding. The transcript has 12 exons. The record is from RefSeq and is a predicted model, not a curated record. Lineage: Eukaryota; Metazoa; Chordata; Amphibia; Anura; Dicroglossidae.
CUCUGUGUAAAGGAGACAAGUGAGAAUGAAUGGGCUGCAUGGUAUCGCCGAGCCGAACGUUAUUGACGAUGAAAUGCUGAGAAGAGCCGUGGAGGAGCAGGGCCCCAGCGAGGAAGCCGGACGCAUUGCCAAGGCAGAGGGCAUCGAUUUCAAGGAUGUCGCCAGCUUGCGCCUCGAUUUCAGACACAUUCUGAAGAUCGAUAAUCUCUGGCAGUUUCACAACCUGACCAAACUGCAGCUGGACAACAACCUCAUCGAGAAGAUCGGCGGGUUGGAUACGCUGGUGAAUCUCGUGUGGCUCGACUUGUCAUUUAAUCACAUCGAGGUGAUCGAGGGGCUGGGCGCUCUGACAAAGCUGGAGGAUCUCUGUCUGUGUAAUAACGGCAUCUCCGUUCUCGAGAACAUGGACGCCCUGAACAAUCUGCAGAUCUUAUCAAUGGGGAAUAAUAAUCUGGCGUCCCUGGACAAUCUCGUCUACCUGCGCAGGUUCCAGGAUUUGCGGUCGUUGAGUCUGGCGGGGAAUCCGAUGUGCGAGGAUGAGAACUAUAAAUUGUUUGUUGGUGCUCAUCUCCCAAACCUGGUGUAUCUGGACUUCCGGCUUCUAGAUGAGAAUAUCAGAGACAUAGCCAAUGUGAAGUACCAAUACUCCAUUGAGGAACUGAAUCAUAAUGAGACUUUGGAGAGAGUGAAGAGGGAAAAAGAAGAACAGAGUCAGCAAGAGCUGGAUAAGCACAAGGUCGCCUAUGUGGAAUACCUGAAUGGCCCCUUCCUGUUCGAGGGCAUGUAUGCAGAGGAUGUGGAUGGAACUCGCUUGUCUACCUUGCCUGGUGUGGAUGAACUGGUGGACUCAUACAGGACGAAGUGUACCGAGGUCUGCCAGGCUAUAUUCGAUUAUGGCCUCAAACACUAUGAGAACAGGGAAGCCGAAAUGGUUAUCUUUAACCAAUGUCAGCAGGAGGCCGUGGCAGAAAACCAGGAGGCCGGUGCCAAGAAAAUUAAUGAAUUUCAAAUGAAGAACGAUGAGCUGUUUGAUGAGCUUUCGCAGAUCACAGACCAGCAGAUCGUAGACACUAAAACAUUGCAGUAUAGUCAGGACGUCACCCAGCUCAUGGACUCCCUACUGACCCUGGAGCUUCAGCUGGUGGACCAACUAGAAGAGAUAAUUAAAGAAUAUGAAAGGAAUAUCUCUGAACUGGUGUCAACAUUUCUGGAAACUGUGCAAGGACUAAUGGCUCAGAUCAGAGACUUGGAGAACCACCACCAUGAAAAGCUCCUGGAAUUCUCUAUUAAUAUGCUGGAGAGAGUACUGAAGGGGGAGAUGGAUGAAGAGAUGAGCGAUGAGGUUCGAGCGCUGUUUGUGGACAAAGACACCAUCAUCAAUGCAGUCAGCGCGUCUCAUGACAUACACCUACUGAAGAUCGAUAACCGAGAAGAUGAACUGGUCUCUGUGAGAAUCUUGCAAUGGUGUGCUUUCAUGUUUGAACAGGUUCACAGAGAAGAACAGCAAAGGAACCGGAAGCGGGUCGCAGAGAUCAACAUGUACAUUGAUUACCUGCGGGACGAGCUUGACAACCUUGAUGUCCAUGAACAGAUAUGACUGUCCCGUGUCUGAACGCAGCUGAGACUUUC